Messenger RNA from Dracunculus medinensis (Guinea worm), 585 nucleotides. The record is from the annotation of a GenBank genome assembly. Lineage: Eukaryota; Metazoa; Nematoda; Chromadorea; Rhabditida; Dracunculidae.
AUGGCAUUUCUCUGCAUUCUUCUUUCAACAGCAUGGACUAUUAUCAAUGGCUUACCUCCUCCCAUGAGAUUUGCAACGGAUCCAGCCACAGUGAAUGCUAAUGCACAACGUUUUCUUGAACUAUAUGGACUCGCUACUGAAAUUAUGAACUUUGGCGGUUCAAUCAUUAAUAAUGCUAAAGGAACAUAUCGAGAAAAUAAUGAUAGGUAUGAGUUAUCAGGCAACAGCAUACUCGGUGAUGCGCUACGUUUUUUUGGGCCACGGCGAUAUAACGAAUAUGAUAUGGCACCUUAUAAGUCAACGGUACUGGGACCACAAUAUGGAAAUGGCUUUUUAGGAAUUGGUAAUACUAGAAACGUUCAAUCAACUCGUCAAAUUGGUCUUGAAGCACUUCUCGAUACUUUCCUUGGUCCGUCAUUAACAUUCACUUCAACAGCAUCACCAACGAAUUUCUUUUCGCCGGAAGUGGGAAGUCGAUCAAGCAUCGACGAUCUUAUUAACGCCUUGGUGCGGAGUGGUGCUAAACGGGUCACACCUGAUCCUUAUGAAGGUCGUAACAUUUUGUCGACUUUUUUCGGGAAGUGA